GGCAGUAUAGCAUUAAAAUUUUUUUUUUUUUUGGCUGAAUGACAGUAUAGCAUUAUUUUGUACUAGACUACUUGGACCAAUAAUAACACAGGAGUAAGGGAGCAGUUUGUUAAUAAUAAUUCACUCGCAAAAUCUCAAGGAGUUGGAAGCAAAAAUCGAGCUCUGGGUCAAUGGCAAAGAAGGGUUUGUUGAACCAGUACUUGUUGCAGCUUCAGCAUCAUCCACUGAGAACCAAGGCAAUUACAGCAGGGGUGUUGUCGGGGAUCAGUGACUUGGUUUCGCAGAAGCUCACUGGGAUACAGAAGAUUCAACUGAGAAGGCUUGUUCUCAAAGUGCUUUUUGGAGUCUUAUAUCUUGGACCUUUUGGGCAUUUCCUGUAUAUUGUACUGGACAAAAUUUUCAAGGGCAAGAGGGACUCAAAAACAGUAGCCAAGAAGGUGGUGCUGGAACAGUUGACAUCUUCACCUUGGAACAACUUGCUCUUUAUGGUUUACUAUGGGUUGGUUAUUGAGGGAAGACCCUGGACGCAUGUGAAAACUAAAAUUAAGAAGGAUUAUCCAUCAGUGCAGCUUACAGCUUGGACGUUCUGGCCAGUUGUUGGGUGGGUGAAUCACCAGUAUGUGCCGUUGCAGUUUCGUGUCAUUUUCCAUAGCUUCAUUGCAUUUGGCUGGGGAAUAUUUCUGAAUCUACGAGCAAGAUCCAUGGCAUUGACAAAGGCGAAAUGAAAACAAGGAAAUUGAGUCUUCAGAUGGGACAAAUGCACAGUUUGUGCUAGCUUAUUCUUUGUGGCUCAAAGAUGAUGUCUAAGCAUUCAUGUAUUUUUAAAUAAUUGAAUAUCAAUCCUGACUCUCUGUGUGGUAUCCGUGGAUUAUUUAUCAAUGAUUUCAUGCUUCACUAAGCAUUUGUCA
Quercus lobata is the source of this 908-nucleotide messenger RNA. RefSeq names its product peroxisomal membrane protein PMP22-like. The coding region runs from base 171 to 725 and encodes 184 amino acids. Gene Ontology annotation, cellular component: cytoplasm; membrane. Lineage: Eukaryota; Viridiplantae; Streptophyta; Magnoliopsida; Fagales; Fagaceae. The record is from RefSeq and is a predicted model, not a curated record. The transcript has 7 exons.